GAAGUUCAUUUUAUAGUAUUUCUUACAGCUCACCGAAGUCUCAGAGGAAAGCAACACUUGCAGUCAAGAAUAUCCCCAAAAGGAAUUGAAAGUAAGAGCGAAGACGAUGAUGAUGCUGUUGAAAUUGAUCACAGCGGUCGCGGCAUUCACUGCUACAGCCUCUGCUGGUCUGAUACAACGCGGUGACGCUGCUGCCGACGCCAUCAACACGACCACACUGGCUACCCUGAACUUGUACGAGCAAUACUCGGCUGCAGCAUAUUGCACUAGAAAUACUAUUGCUUCACCUGGUACACUGAUUACUUGCGCGGCUGGAAAUUGCCCUCUUGUAGAGACCAAUGGCGCUACUAUAGCGUAUUCAUUCAAGGACAUCGGAGUGGGCGACGUGUCUGGAUUCCUCGCUGUGGACCCCACCAACUCUCUGCUGGUUCUCGCCUUCGCUGGCAUUCGAGACAUUGCAGGUUGGAUCACGAAGCUCAAUGACAGGCUAGUACCUAGUACUACUGUAUGCGGUACAACUGCCAACUGCACGGUUCACCAAGGCUUUUUGAAUUCCUGGUCUUCAGUAUCUGGUAUUAUUGUCCCCCAAAUAAUCAAUGCUUCGGCCACUACCGGUUUCACCACACUUGUCCUCACUGGACACGGUUUCGGAGGCGCUUUGGCUGCUCUUGCAACAGCACAAUUCCGUACCACACCAAUUGGAAAUAUAGCGAUUACAACAUUGCUUACCUACGGCAGUCCGCGUGUUGGAAAUACUGCUUUUGCGACCUAUCUCACAACUACAAAUGCAACUACCUUCAACUUCCGAGUCACUCACACUGACGACCCCGUCCCAAAGUUCCCUAGCCGUGCACUAGGCUAUCUGCAAUGGGGUCCUGAGUAUUGGAUUAGGUCGCCCACGGGUGCACCCGUGCGUACAUUUGACGUUGACCAAAUUAACGGUACCGAAACAUCCACUGGAAAUAGUGGAACACCCUUUUCGCUAGACUUCCCUGCUCAUUUCUGGUAUUUCAAUGCGAUUGCUGCGUGCAAGUAGACGGAUAAUCUGGGUAAUAGCCAUGAACACCAUGCUUCGGUGCAAAUGCUAGGUCUCUAGGUAUAAGUUGUUUUCGAAAGUUGUUAAGCGUGGGUGACAAUAAUCGAUGCAUGUGGAUUGGGAUGAUAGCAGAUUCUGAGAGAAGAGAAGAAAGCUGGGAAAGGAAAGACUGAUACUGACACGGAGGAAAGUAGGUGGAGAUAGCUAAUUGAUUCUUUCGAAUUCGAUACUUCCCUGUAGCACUGUAAAAGAUUGUUCCGGAAAACAAGCAUGAUGUCUACCCGUACGUCUGUUCGGUAGGCUUGGUAGUUGCAUGAGUAGCGUUAAAUACGCACGACAAAGUCUUUUGCUUUGCUGUCGACAUCCGGCUCAUCUCGGAUCAAUCGUGUCGAAAACAUGUCCAUUCCCUCCUUGGAUAGAUGCAUAUGCUGCAUGAACAUGUCGUCAACAAAAACAUUGCUCUCAGCGAGCUUGGAUGAUGACACGUGUCAGACUUUGCUACGAUGUCAUUGCGAGGUGAGGACGAAAUGAGAGCGCGAGAAAAUUGUCCCCAAGUAGCCACAAAUCUUUGUGCCGAAGCUUUCCUACCAAGAGGGGUGAAUCAGAAUAGAGAGGACAAAUCAUUGUCGUCUCUGAUAAGUCAAUGUUUCAAUGUUUCUGAACGGGUUCCAGGUAUAACCGUCAAUAAAAAGUCGUAGGAGGAGACGUCUCUCCGCGAAUCACGAACCAUUAAACCAUCCAUCGUAUUUUCAUCAGAUCAACCCCACUUGUUGUCGCAUAUAG
Talaromyces stipitatus ATCC 10500 is the source of this 1819-nucleotide messenger RNA. RefSeq names its product lipase precursor, putative. The record is from RefSeq and is a predicted model, not a curated record. The transcript is spliced from 4 exons. Lineage: Eukaryota; Fungi; Ascomycota; Eurotiomycetes; Eurotiales; Trichocomaceae. Gene Ontology annotation, biological process: lipid catabolic process. Bases 107 to 1036 code for a protein of 309 amino acids.